AUGUAUCAAACGCUUGCUCAGAGGCCAUACAGCACACCUGCUAGUAACUCAGUUUUGCUGCCUUUGCUGCUUCUUUCCCUCGCAAGACAGAAGCAUUCCCCAAGUACAGCAAGGACUAUAAAAAAGGAAUACGAUUAUGUCGUUGUUGGAGCCGGCUCCGCUGGAUCCGUCGUUGCCAAUCGUCUGUCCGAGAUUCCCUGCAUCAAUGUGUUGCUGAUAGAAGCAGGCUCGUCGCCCCCAGAAUUGACUGAUGUCCCAGCUUUUGCAAGAGAGUCCUGGUACACAAAGUACGAUUGGGCCUAUCUUACUAAACCACAAGCCUACACUGGCAAUGGCCUUGUCAACAGACAAGUGGUGUAUCCCAGAGGGAAAAUGUUGGGAGGUUGCAGUACGAUGAACCAUAUGAUGUACGUCAGAGGAAAUCGUCACAAUUACGACAACUGGUCCAAGCUUGGAGCCAAGGGCUGGAGUUACCAAGAAGUGCUUCCAUACUUCAAGAAACUGGAGGAUAACAGAGAUCCAGACAUCGUAGCAAAUGGUUAUCACAAUGUUGGAGGUCCAAUUACUGCAAUGCGGCCUGACUACACAACGGAGACCAAGCCACCUAUGCUACAAUCAGCAGAAAACGUGGGUUAUCAAAGCGUAGAUUCCAAUGGACCAGUUCAAACAGGAUUGUAUGACCACCAAGGAAACGUACGUGACAACCAACGAUGUGGUACAGCGAAGGCUUACUUAGUUCCAGCUGAAAAUCGAACUAACCUGGAUAUUUUGCCGAAUGCCAUGGUGACAAAGGUAAUAAUUGAAAACAGAAGAGCUGUCGGUGUUCAGUUUGAUUUUUCUGGCUCUAGUUAUGUCGUUCUAGCGAGGAAAGAAGUCAUUCUAUCUGCUGGAUCACUGAACAGUGCGCAGCUUCUGAUGCUGUCGGGCGUGGGUCCGAAGGAAGAGCUAAGCAAAUUCAAUAUACCGGUGAUAGCGGAUCUGCCAGUUGGAAGGAACUUGCAGGAUCAUGCUGGACCCAAUCUUGAUUUCGUUGUCAACCUACCAAUCCAAACUUCAUCUGAAAAGCAGAAAAAUGAUAUGAACAUUAUGGAAUAUAUUAACAGCCGAUCAGGUCCUUUGGCAUCUUGUGAUGGGGAAAUAAUGCAGCUAUUUCUACCAAGCACCUAUGUUCCACCUGGCGAAGACAAUCCUGAUUAUCAGUCUCAUUUCAGCGAAACAACCACCGAUACUGCCAAGAAGUACUUUGGUCUCACUCCUGAAGUAUACAACCAAGUGUACCGUCCUUAUGAGGGAAAGCCUUUGGUCUCCUGCUACACAUGUAUGAUACAACCAAAAAGUAGAGGAACAGUAACUUUACAGUCAGCAAAUCCCUAUGACGCACCUAUUGUUGAUCCAAAUUACUUCUCGGAUCCUCAAGAUUUGGACGUCGUUGUUCAAGCAAUGCUGACGUGCAAGCGGGUCGGAACAAGCCCACCAUUGAGUAAGUAUAUAUCCCGCAUCCAAACCCUCUUCCCUGGUUGCGAACAGUUUGCCGGGAACGAUCCCUUGUACUUCAGAUGCCAAGCUCAGUCUGUCAUCACUUCGAUUUUCCAUCCCGUGGGUACGGCAAAGAUGGGAGAUCCGUCGGAUCCAACCACAGUUGUAGAUCCUGAAUUAAGGGUCAAAGGAAUUGACGGCUUAAGAGUGGUUGAUGCUUCUGUUAUGCCAACUGUCACUUCGGGCAACACUAAUAUUCCUAUCAUCAUGAUUGGCGAAAAAGCGUCGGACAUCAUUAAGCAAAGUAUCGUUUGCGCAAUGAAUAUGAUCAAAUCAUCAGCAAAACGAAGGCAUUUAUUACCUGGUAUAGAUUUAAUCAACUGA
Molecule: messenger RNA, 1860 nt
Organism: Uloborus diversus
Lineage: Eukaryota; Metazoa; Arthropoda; Arachnida; Araneae; Uloboridae
Product: glucose dehydrogenase [FAD, quinone]-like
Exons: 12
Coding region: 1-1860 (619 amino acids)
Molecular function (GO): oxidoreductase activity, acting on CH-OH group of donors; flavin adenine dinucleotide binding
Source: RefSeq, a predicted model, not a curated record